Patella vulgata (common limpet) is the source of this 3371-nucleotide messenger RNA. RefSeq lists its product as uncharacterized. The coding region runs from base 101 to 1054 and encodes 317 amino acids. NCBI's taxonomy places the organism in Eukaryota, Metazoa, Mollusca, Gastropoda, Patellidae. The record is from RefSeq and is a predicted model, not a curated record. The transcript has a single exon.
GACGUGUAAUGAGCCGCGAACAGGUAAGUGAUCAGUGAGUUAUAGAUCUCCUCGUUCUCACCUAGCAACUACAAGUGUCAACUUCCGGAUAACUGUCAAAAUGGCGUCCGAGGAGCGAUUUUACCAGGCGUUCCACAAGUACGUGCUCGAUGACAAUCCUGUACGAAGAAGUAUUUCAGCUAAAUCUAUUAGAAGGUUCCGAGACCCACACGAAGCGCUCGAGAAAAUUUUAAAUAAAACGACCCUGACAACACAGCGAGCCACCCAUGGCAAUAUUAUCUCACUUGGGGGUGAUAUGCUCUCUAAAAACAAUGACGAUAACUUGGAAGGCUUCGAGAGGUCCGUGCAGGAAGCAGUUGAUGCGGCUGAAGUACGAGCAACACGUGAGCUGAAGGCUGCACUCACGAGACUCCGAAACCAGAAGGAUGAAGAGAGGCACUGUGCUCUCCAGAAGCAAAAGGAGUAUGCUGAACGUCUUGCUCAACGCAUCUCGGAUCAAAGAGAUCGCGCGGAGGAGGAACGGAUGAAAGACCUGAUGGUUAAAUUAAAUCUGGAAAAACAAGAAGAACUUCGUCAACAGUGGAAAAAAGCGGAGAAAGUCAAGGAAAGGGCGAUAGAAAAAGCGUGCGCAGAGCUGCGAUUGGAACUGGAAAAGGUUCACGAAGCUGAAAAAGACAAUGCUGUGGAAGAGGCCUUGAAACAAGCGAACAUCGAAUUUGAUCAUCGGGAGCAGGAAACAAUCAAAACAACGAGAGCUAUCUGUGCCGCAGAAGAAAGCGUCAGAGCCGCUCAGCAAGAAGCGAAACAUGCCGAUCAUGUGGAAAGGCUGAAUAAACGUUACGAAAUAUUACAAGAUAAAUGGCGUCGGGAAACAGAGUUUAGGAUUAAAGUGGAAAAGGAUUUUACGGCCAUGCAGGACGAUUAUAAACGAUUCUUGGAUUAUACUGAUGGACAGUUUCAUUCUGACUAUUUGAUGCGUUUACGGAAUCUGGGUGUGAUGUUGCCAGGGCGACGUGUUAAUCGUAUUUCUUACGAAGAUAUAAAGGAACUCUGAAAUGUGUUAAAGAUAAUUUACUUUAUGAAAUCUGGACGUGAUGUUACCAUGCGUUAAAGAUGUAUUAUGUAAGAUUAAGGUAAAGAUCUGAUCGUUCUUGCUAUAAUACAUGUAGUUCAAAAACAGAUAAUGAAAAAUGCAUAUCUUGAAAAUAUAGCUGCUACUAACUUGAUGCCAUUGUUACGAUGAUAAACAGUAUCGGAUAUCCAGUUUUGAAUUAGAUAAUUAAAAAGCGAUCAUGUCUCAAUCUGUUCAAAAUCACAACCAUGCGAUGAUCUAGAGAGUUGAUUAUCACCUUGUUAUGUGAAUAAAUGUCUAAAUACUAAUUAAUAUAACAUUUGAAUUGCAAUAGUCAGACAUAGCUCUAACAUAAUGUAUCUUUAAUGAUUUCCUUUCUGUAUUUUUAUGCAUUCACAAAUGGCCUAUCUUUCCUGGAAUAUUAAACAGAUAAGGAGCUCUAGUUACAGGCAUGUUUCGGAUUAGUCCAAAUGCUAAAAUGACAACAAAUUGAUAUUUGCCCACAUUUCUAGCUAGACUUUAGAAUCGGUCCACCACGUGCCUUACCUGUAUGGAACAUGCAUUGAAUGAGGGUUAGAGUUUAGGUAAAGUAUAAUAUUUGAAACAUUGGUGGACGACAGAUUCUGAAAUCACUCUAAAACUCUGGAUAUUCGUCUCACAUUGUUUCUGUAUGUGAAAUUGUUAUUUGUGUGAAAGAUAUGUGCAGUAAUAACCUGUAUAGAAGUCAUACGUAGAUCCAUAUGUCAAAUUGCAAUUGAUUUGAAAAACAUGCACAGUAAUAUAACGGUAUAUAUGUAUAACACAUUUAUAUAAGUCAUUUUUAGACCUUUAUCAUGAAUAGUUUGCAGUUCAAUAAGGUAUUGUCUUGGUUCAAGGAUUUGAAAGCAGCAACUCAUGACGAAGUCGAUCAGUCACUAUCAGAACAAAAUUUAUUCAGUUUUAAUUUUGUGACAGCUGGGUUACCAAUUGUAGUUCCCACAAAAAAUAUAUUAGUUAAGUCUUAAAAACAACGUAUAUGCAUGUGUUAUUAAUACUGCACAUGUUUUUCAGACGAAAUAAUCAUUUGACGAAUAUCCAAGACGAUUAUUAUUUGACCCAAUGUGCCUACAGAUAUCUUCUGUUUAUUUAUUUCAUUAAAACAAGAACUUACACCUUGCCUAUACAAAGUUAAGAAAUAAAUUUUGUUAUAUUUUUGAUAUUAGUUAGAAAAUUUAAAAUGCUUAUUUUUAUAUUAGAAUUAUAUCAAAACAUGAAUUUAUGCCUUGCCCAUGCUGAUUUACAAGUUUACAACUGUAAGAAAAUAAUUUUGUUAUAUUUUUGAUAUAGGUUAAAAUUAUAGAAUAUAUAUAAUGUUUGAAAUGUAAAAGUGUGUGAUAUUAAUGAUAGAUAAUUUUAUGUAUCAUGUGAAAUAUAGUAAUAUGCAGAGAGAAAAAUGGGAUUUAACAUCCACUCGACAUAAACCAGGGAAUUUCAGUACUAACAUAUGGUUCAAUUUUAUUUCAAUAAUUCGCUUGUGCUUAGGAAAGUCUAUAGUUAUGGGAGAAAUGUGGAGAAAAUUUUGUUGUAUAUUAAACACAGGAUUGUAGAGCAUUAACAUCAUACUCCCAAUAUAAAUACCAAAGAACAUAUUAUAAUCAAAACAGUUUUUACCCUGGUGAUUCUAGCACCAUGAGGGUUAUAAUCGUCGCUUGCACUCUAUUCUGCUUUGAUUUUUAUGUAUAGUUCUUUUGUCACCCUAAUCACCCGUUCACGUUCACAACUUGAUGAAACUUGUUAGAAACCACAGUCAUUCUAGACAAGAGUUGAAGUUUUUAGACUUGAUCAUUUCUAAAUUCGGUUAUGGCCAUUUGAAGUUUACAUUGGUAUCAGUUGAUUUCAUGCUGUCAUUUUUAUGUGUCUUAGCUCAAAAUAAAAGUUAAUGCUAUAUCAUUGUUUAGAGCCUACUGAUUUGUUCUGCUCUACAGUGUUUUAUUAGAUGGUAGUAAAUUGAGCUCACACAAGUAUUUGAAUAUUCACAUUCAAAUAGUUUCUUGAGACUAUAGAGAAAGCUUAAAGUUUCCAUUAGGAGCACUUGAUCACUGCACCAUGUCAUUCUCUAAUGAUUGAAACCUUAAAAGUCCUCUACAUUUUAAAUAGUUUUUUGAGACAAUAGAGAAGGCUAAAUGAUUUAAAUGGUAUAAAAUCAACAAUAACAGUCCUUUUAAUUUGAACCAGGAAUUGUUUUUCUACUUAUUGAUUUAUUUAUUUAUUUUUGUCAUGUUAACUUGUUAUAUAUACAUGUAUAUAUAUUUAUCAUAUU